AUGGAAGUCGCUCGGUCUAUGAUGUUUCACACCAACGUUCCUCGGAGGUUUUGGGGAGACGCAGUUCUUGCCGCUUGCUAUCUUAUUAACCGCAUUCCCACCAAUAUUCUACAAGAUGUCUCUCCGUUUGAAGUGAAUUACGCGACAAACUUGAGGCUAAAAGCACCAAAGCAAUGUUCAUUGGAUAUUCUACUACUCAAAAAGGGAUAUUACAAGAAGAAAAAUUGGGAAGACCUACGCGAUCUACCAAACCCCACAUCUGAUCGGGCAACGAACCUCCGGAUCAUCCUCGAGCGACUAGGGGUCACAAACGAUCGGGAUGCCCAUCAUUCACCUGAGCUAAACCCACCAGGAGAGUCUCAACCUACUAUCGAAAGCAGCUCCAGGGAACCUCAACCUCAACUCGAUCCAACAAAUCAUUCAAAUGAUGAAGAGCUCAACUCGCACAACCUUGAUGAUGUGGAUCAUCCGGAAGAAACCAUUGAUCAUGAGGCUGAAGAAGAUGAAGCUAAAGAAGAUGAUCCUGAGGACAAUGAUCAUGAGGAGGUCAUUCCACUAAGACGUAGCCAACGCCUCGCCGUAACACCAUUACGACGCAGCCAACGUAUUGCCUCACAGCACAAUCGUUUUGACUACAACAACAUGGCCGUUGCAUACCCUAUUCAAGCCGUGCGUUCCCUUGCUCAUCUUCCUAAGGAUCACCAAGUCUUCCUUGGCCAUAUUGACAAAAACUGGAUUCCACAGACCUAUGAUGAGGCUAAAGAACACAAGGUUUGGCGUGAUGUAGUUCAAGACGAAAGAAUGGCCAUGGAGAAAAACCACACUUGGGACGAGGCGGAUCUACCUAAAGGAAAGAAGGCAAUACGUUACAUCUAA
Molecule: messenger RNA, 876 nt
Organism: Camelina sativa (false flax)
Lineage: Eukaryota; Viridiplantae; Streptophyta; Magnoliopsida; Brassicales; Brassicaceae
Source: RefSeq, a predicted model, not a curated record